Messenger RNA from Mytilus californianus (California mussel), 2625 nucleotides. RefSeq lists its product as uncharacterized. NCBI's taxonomy places the organism in Eukaryota, Metazoa, Mollusca, Bivalvia, Mytilida, Mytilidae. Gene Ontology annotation, cellular component: nucleolus. The transcript is spliced from 16 exons. Bases 77 to 2185 code for a protein of 702 amino acids. Gene Ontology annotation, molecular function: rRNA (cytosine-C5-)-methyltransferase activity; RNA binding. The record is from RefSeq and is a predicted model, not a curated record. Gene Ontology annotation, biological process: maturation of LSU-rRNA; rRNA base methylation.
GAACCGGAAGUGAAAAAUAUUGAAAACACACAACACGUGGGGAAACAAAUAUUUUUCAUAAUUUCAGCAAUAAAUCAUGGGUAGAAAGAGAGAUUUGACGGGAGAUGGGCCAAAGAAAGGUCCUGGUAGAAAGGCAAAGAAGCAAAAACCUCCGCAAAUGCCGAAGGAACUGAAAGAAGACGAUGAUGACAAAGAAGAAAAGAAGCUUAGCAGCAGACAAAAGAAAAGAUUAAAGAAUAGAAUUAAAAAACAAGAUGACAAAAAAGAAAAAUUAAGACAGAAGAAAGAAGAACAGAAAGCUAAGCAGACUGCCAAAGUUAAGGACAAAGGUCAAAAUAAUUUAAAGAUGAAAGAUCAGAAUGUAUCAAAGAAUAUAAAGGGAAAGCCUAAAAAUGUCCAAGGAGUCAAAAGAAAGAAAGAGGAGAUAGAAGAAGAGGAGGAAAAUUCUGAUGAAUCAGAAGAUGAAAGUGACAUGGAAGAAGAUGACUCAGAAAAUGAUGUAUCUGAUUCAGGGGAAGUAACUGGUUACACAGAUCACAAUAAGGACUGGUUAAAACCAGCUAAAUCUGGAAUGGCUGAUUCAGACAAUGAUGACAGUGAAGAUGAUAUUCCAGAUGAUUUUAGUGAUGAUGGAUCAUCAGAUGAUGAAAGUGAUGAAGAUAAUGAGAAUUCAGAUGAGGAUGAUGAAGAUAUGUUGCCUGUUGAGAAGAAAGCCAAAAAGUUAGCGAAAAAGCAGGCAAGAGACAAAAAACUUGCUGAAGAGGAACUGAUGACCAACAUUACACAGACAGAGAAAUUCACAUUACCAAGUGGCCAAGAAGUGGAACAAGAAACAAAUCAGCCUCCAGAUAUUACACUGGUGCAGAACAGGAUAAAAGAAGUCAUGGGUGUCUUGGCCGACUUUAAAGAAAGGAGAACUGAAGGAAGGAGCAGACAAGAAUAUAUCGGUCAGCUGAGAAAAGAUCUUUGUACUUACUACAGUUAUAAUGACUUCCUGAUGGAAAAACUGAUGCAGUUAUUCCCCCUUGAGAUACAUGAGUUUUUGGAGGCAAAUGAAGUUCAGCGACCAGUUACGAUUAGAACUAAUACUUUAAAAACAAGGAGAAGAGACUUGGCCCAAGCAUUAAUUAACAGAGGUGUCAAUUUAGAUCCUAUUGGUAAAUGGUCCAAAGUUGGUCUGGUUGUAUAUGACUCACAGGUUCCACUAGGUGCUACACCAGAAUAUUUAGCAGGUCACUACAUAUUACAGGGAGGCUCUAGUUUUCUACCAGUGAUGGCUCUAGCUCCACAGGAAAAUGAAAGAGUAUUGGACAUGGCUUCUGCUCCCGGUGGUAAAACAACAUAUAUUGCUGCUAUUAUGAAGAAUACUGGUACAAUAUUUGCAAAUGAUGCUAAUAAAGACAGAGCCAAAGCUAUUGUUGGGAACAUUCAUCGUAUGGGCAUCACAAAUACAGUCAUAAGUCAUUAUGAUGGCAGAAUUUACCCCACUAUAAUGAAAGGUUUUGACAGGGUACUAUUGGAUGCUCCAUGCAGUGGAACUGGUGUGAUAGCCAAAGAUGUAGAAGUUAAAAUUAAUAAGGAUGAAAAAGAUAUACAGAGAUGUUCCCAUCUUCAAAGGGAGUUAAUUCUAGCUGCAAUAGAUAGUUGUGAUGCAAAAUCAUCAACCGGAGGAUAUAUUGUUUAUUCUACAUGUUCUAUUCUGGUUGAAGAAAAUGAGGCUGUGAUUAAUUAUGCACUGAAGAAAAGAAAUGUUAAAUUGGUUCCAACAGGUUUAGACUUUGGAAGAGAAGGUUUUGUAAAAUUUGAAAAACACAGAUUUCACCCAAACAUGAAGUUAACCAAAAGGUUUUAUCCACAUACACACAAUCUGGAUGGAUUCUUUGUUGCUAAAUUAAAGAAAUUCUCUAACAAAGUACCUGUUGAUCCAGAUAAGCAAGGAACAACAGAAAAUGUGGCAGAGCAAAAGGAGACUGCAGUCUUAAAUCAGAGUUCAGAAGAUAAAGGUCAAAGUUCAGAAGAAAAUAGUCAAAGUUUACAAGAGACAAAGACAGUGAAAAAAAAGCAAGCCAAUGUGAAAAAAGACAAACAAGGCAAAAGUAAAUGGAUGUCAAAGAAAGGAAAUAAGAAACAGUUUAAACCAGGACAAUUUAAGAAAUUUAAAAGUUCAUCGAAAGGAAAGAAGUGAUUUUGCAAACAUAUAAUAAAUUGACAUUAUAUACUGUUGUUUUAAUACUUAUAGGCAACAAUGAACCAAGGCGUGGUUAAUCUUCGAUAAGGUAGAAUCCCUGUUUUAAUAUUUGAGGAAAUGUUUAAAAAAAGGUGACAGUUAAACCAAGGCUCAACCUUCAUAGUUUACAAGUGUAAAAAAGUCUCAUUCUAUUAUGUCACAUCACAUUUCCAUAGAGUAAUAACAACUCACCCUUGUGUUUCAACAGUCAAAGUGAAAGGGUUUACCAAUUGUAUUGUCUUUCAAAAGAAUAUUAUAACAUUGUUUGAUGUAAACCAGGCAUGGUGUUUUGUUUGACUUAUGACCAAUGUUACAUAAGUGUUCAUCAAACGAUACUGAUUUUUGGUAAAAUAAAUUUGUGACUUCAUUAAACUGUGAUUAAAAUGAUCUUUUAUUAA